Messenger RNA from Phytophthora nicotianae INRA-310, 1014 nucleotides. RefSeq lists its product as hypothetical. The record is from RefSeq and is a predicted model, not a curated record. NCBI's taxonomy places the organism in Eukaryota, Oomycota, Peronosporomycetes, Peronosporales, Peronosporaceae. The coding region runs from base 1 to 1014 and encodes 337 amino acids. The transcript has a single exon.
AUGAACUCGGGCAGUGCGACAACGACGACGGCGACAACAACGACGACAGCGACAGUGACAACGGCAGCGAUGCCAGUAAGGGAGCCGUCACGUAGACUCGGCGUGAUGGACAGCGAGCUUCGAACGUGGGACUUGUACGACCUGUCCGGAGCGGUGAAUCCGGACACACCGGAAGCGAUGAAGACCUACUUCCGCCGCUUCCGUGGGCUACGGCAGAAGAGUAUCGAGGGUGUCGAAUACGGCGCGCUUCAGGAGUCGUGGUGUGCCUUCGUCCGGCGCUGGAACCGGAUGACUCAAACUGGAGAAGACUUCGUCGCUUGGCUCGAAAGUCGCGAGGGCACCAUCUCUGAGCACUCACUCAGCGAGCUGCGCCGCCGAAUCUACGAUCACACAUUCCACGACGUGAGCCGCAUGUGCUACGUUCACGUUGCGGAGGGCUGCGAAACUUGCAAUGGGCCCCGGCCCACUGAAGAAGACUGGCGUGCGCACGUCGCCGAGCGACCACUCGGCGAGGACGAAAAUAUCUUGAUCCAGCACUACAGGCGUUCACUCUCCGAGUUGGCUCGUUCGGUUAACAUCGCGGGCUCGCGCCGGUGGCGUUUCCAGCGGAGCAACUCUCCGCCAACGCGUCGAGGUAUCUCUGAUGGCCACGCGCGCUCUCGGUCGCGCUCACGUGGCCGUUCGCGACGGGAAGCUGGUUCGCUGAGAAGCGAGCUUGGAUCUCGGUCACAUUCACGUUCACGCGAUCGCUCGCGUCGCCGAACUUGUUCUCCAGCGCGUGGGCGACGAUCUCGUUCGCGCUCGCGUACGUAUCGGACUGGUUAUUGGCCACGGCAAUCUUCGUCUCAUACUCCUGAACCACAUCCGGAACGUCCCGGAGGAGAUUGGCGCGGAGCUCCCACGUAUCGUCCUUCGGGGAGAAGCCAAGCCAGCGGACUCUAUAACGGCGAGUGGUCGGAAUCGUCCGGCCGGCACGCCCGCGAGUCAAUGCUCGUGGGGAUCUUCAAUGUGUGA